This is a messenger RNA of Pogonomyrmex barbatus (red harvester ant), 500 nucleotides long. RefSeq lists its product as uncharacterized. Lineage: Eukaryota; Metazoa; Arthropoda; Insecta; Hymenoptera; Formicidae. The record is from RefSeq and is a predicted model, not a curated record.
UGUUACUGCUGUAUCGCGACAAAUGUAAAAUCAUGUACACCGACACAGACAGUCUUGUAUAUCACAUUGAGUGCGAUGAUGUAUACGAGACGAUGAAACGCGAUAUCGCUAGAUUCGAUACAAGCGAUUAUCCGGCGGACAACGCAUAUGAUAUGUCUCUCGUGAAUAAAAAAGUACCUGGCCUAAUGAAGGACGAAAAUAACGGUGCAAUUAUGACGGAAUUUGUCGGACUCAGAGCGAAAAUGUAUGCGAUGAGAGUGGAUGGUAAAAAGGACACCAAAAAGGCGAAAGGUGUAAAAAGUAAUGUCAUAGCGCGAACAAUAACGUUUGAUGAUUAUACACGGUGUUUGAAUGAAGAGAUCGAAAUGACUCGUCGCCAGUCAUGUAUAAGAUCCAAGUUACACCAAGUAUAUACGGUAUCCGAGUCAAAAAUUGCUCUGAGUCUAUACGAUGACAAACGAUACAUCAUACCGGAUUCGACGAAAACGUUAACGCCAUGA